Messenger RNA from Sphaerodactylus townsendi, 3477 nucleotides. RefSeq names its product EGF containing fibulin extracellular matrix protein 2 (gene EFEMP2). Lineage: Eukaryota; Metazoa; Chordata; Lepidosauria; Squamata; Sphaerodactylidae. The record is from RefSeq and is a predicted model, not a curated record. The transcript is spliced from 12 exons. Gene Ontology annotation, molecular function: calcium ion binding. The coding region runs from base 1721 to 3055 and encodes 444 amino acids.
UCGGUGUGUUCACUAAAGUUGAUGUCCCUGUUGCUUUUGGGGGGGGGGGGGGGACUGGAUGGCCGAUCCUCAUCCUAAAAUGGGAGGGGAGGAGGAUGAACCCUGUGACCCAAAGUAAAAAGGGUUGUUCUGUAUUUAAGGCUUUCCCAGGUGAGCUCUGAGCACCUCAGCGUUAGCUGCAGACUUUGGGGGAUUUGUUUAUAGAUUUUGGAGUCUCCGAUCUGUUGACUUCCUCUCCCCUCUGAAGGCUGAAAUUCUCUCUCGGCCCGUUUUGCCCUCUCAGGUUAUCUCAAGCUUCCCUCUGGCCUUGUCCCCGGGCAAGAUGGUCUGAAAGCAAUCCAGCCUAGCUUUGAGAGGGUUUCGUAGGGGCAGGAGGGAAGAUCCAGUGCUCAGGGAGUAGCAAAUAAAACUCCAAAAUGACUGGCAACGUUCGCACCAGUGGAUUUCUCCCUCUGAUCUCUAGGGAGAGUUCUCCCACUUUUGUGAUCUUGUCCAAAGAAAUCUGGAAUUAUUGCUUUUUGACUCACAAAACCUCAAGGGUGGGCUAGGCGCUGAAAUCUUUUGUAGUUUCAAUAUGGAAAGUACAAAAUGACUGACUGAUGGUGGGUGCCUUAGAAGCUGCAACCUGGAACUUUCCCCCCAUAUCUCAAAACAGAUUUGAGCUGCAGGUUUACACAGAGUUGCUGUCAGUUUGAGCUGACCCUGGGAAACCCUUCCCUUUCCUGUUCUGUAUCUCAGGGUUUUUUUAAGUUUGGAAGUAUUGCUUACUCCUAAAAUAGAUACACAUUUACAGCCACAGUGGAAUAUAUUAAGUACUAGGGAAUGAAGAGUGCUGUAUGACACCAAAGCUUAUACCUUAUGCUGUGAUAUUAGUGAACUCUGCCUUUUUUACACAUAUGCCCACCCCAUAUUCAGGAGUUUUUGGAAUACCUUCCCCUCCAGAAAAACACCCCAAAGCACAGGCUGAUGUUACCCAUAAUCUGUACAAUGUAUCCUGAUGUUCAUUUCAAAACACCAGUCAGACUACAGGGGGGAUGUUGCUGCCCUCCAUUCUCUAUUGGUCCCAGAGGGUGAAGAGAGGUUUGCCUUCAUUAAAAUGUUUAUAUCCUGCCGUUCCUUAUGGCUGAUGGCAGUUUGAACAAGCUCUAGAUUCAGGAACACAAUUUGAGAUGCUUCUUAAUUCAAUGUAACAGCAAUCCUAUUCUUCCCAUGUUUGCUUGUCCCAAUCUGCCUUUAAUAUCUCUGGAUCCCAAGAGCUGCUCCCUGUGCUAUAGAUAAGGUGGCAGAGACUCUCUUAAAGUUCUGGUAGUUGAUUCAGCUUCUUUUCUCCAGAUCCAAACAACUUUGCACUCUGAGAUGUUUGCCACAGAAGCUUAAGGUUUAAAAAGAUGUCAGGACCAGCUCUCUGGGUGUGUUGUAUAUGUUAUAUGUAUACAUUAGAUCAAACAAGACCUAUAUUUAGCUUUAGCUGGAAGGAAUGCCGACACACAGGUUCCUUUCAUCUCUUGAAAAGUGGUACAUUUCUGAAAUCAAAGAUCUAGACCCACCCAUUACCAGACCUGAAUUUAUUUUGAACCAAUGCUUAGUAUUAAAUACAGUCCAGUAUUUGGUGAUGGCGCUCUUCCAACACCUCUCUUAUUUCAGUUCUUUGAUAUCCUUUCUUCUUCCCUUACAGGUGUGAAGUUCAGGGGCAGGGCACAAGGCUGAACUAGGCAUAAGGAUGAAACCCAUUUCAUGUCUGCUCCUGGCAAUGCUCCUGAGAGCUUCAAUUUCACAAGAACCGGAGGAACCCGACACCUACAUGGAGUGCACUGAUGGCUACCAGUGGGACUCUGAGACCCAGCACUGCAAAGACGUGAACGAGUGCGAGACAAUCCCCAAUGCCUGCAAAGGGGAAAUGAAAUGUAUCAACCAUUAUGGCGGUUACCUCUGCCUCCCUCGCUUAGCCACAGUUAUCAACGAUGUCAAUGCUGAAAGAGCUUCCCCUCCCAGCCCGCCCCGGCCACGGCAUCAAUGGCCCCCACAUCCCGCCUCCCGACAGAACUCUUGCCCCCAGGGCUAUGAGCCAGAUGGGACCGGAUCCUGUUUGGACACGGAUGAGUGCGAAUACGACUUGCAUGACUGUCAGCCCAGCCAACAAUGCAUCAACACACCAGGCGGCUUCCAUUGCCAGUGCCCAGAUGGCUACCGGAAGAUUGGCACAGAGUGUGUGGACAUUGAUGAAUGUCGAUAUCGCUACUGUCAGCACCGCUGCGUCAAUUCCCCUGGCUCUUUCUCCUGCCAGUGUGAACCUGGCUUCCAGCUGGCCAGCAACAACCGUUCAUGUGUCGAUGUGAAUGAAUGUGAGAUGGGUGCCCCAUGCGAACAGCGCUGCUUCAACACCUAUGGGACGUUCAUUUGCCGAUGCAACCAAGGCUACGAACUGGAUCACGAUGGCUUUACCUGCAAAGACAUAGACGAAUGUAGCUAUUCCACCUACCUGUGCCAGUACCAGUGUGUGAACGAGCCAGGGCAUUUCUCUUGUGCCUGCCCACAGGGAUAUCAGCAACUGAGCACCCGCCUCUGCCAAGAUAUUAAUGAGUGUGAAACGGGAGCCCACCAGUGCACUGAAUCUCAGAACUGUGUCAACUUUCAUGGUGGCUAUCGUUGUGUUGAGAAGAACCACUGCCAGGAACCAUAUUUGCAGGUCUCUGAAAACCGCUGUCUCUGCCCAGCCACAAACCCUCUCUGCCGAGAUAAGCCAUCAUCCAUCGUCAACAGAUACAUGAGCAUCACAGCAGACCGAACGGUGCCCUCUGACAUCUUCCAGAUCCAAGCCACUAGCGUCUACCCUGGUGCUUACAACACUUUCCAGAUUCGCUCAGGAAGUGACCAAGGAGAAUUUUACAUCCGACAAAUCAACAACAUAAGCGCGAUGUUGGUCUUGGCCAGGCCUCUGACAGGACCCCGGGAAUUUGUGCUGGAUUUGGAGAUGGUCACCAUGAAUACCCUGAUGAGCUAUCGGUCCAGCUCAGUGCUGCGCCUUACCGUCUUCGUGGGAGCCCAUUCCUUCUAAAGUAGAAACAUCCCCUCACCUGGCUGGGAGGGAAAGUAAACUGCCUGGGCAGAGAAGAAAACUGAGAGACCAGAAGGGGACAACCCAACUGCCAGGGAGGGAGCCUGCCGCCUUGCACCCUUCCCAGAAUCAUCAAUAGCUGUGACUGGAUAAGAGGCCUCCAGCAGCCAGAGAGGUGGCUCACAGCCCUCUUGCUCACCCUGGAAACAUCACCCAGACCCUCUUUGAGCCUCAGCGGUGUCAGCCAUGAACCUUUGUCUCCUGCUCCCAAGGAGGGGCGGGGGUGAAAGAGAGGACACCCACCCCCUGCAACUUCAAGCCACGAAAAGGACUUUGGACCCUGUUGCAAAUUCUUCCAUUUCUGUUUUCUGGUUAAAAAGAAAAAAGACACACAAAAAUUAGUAAAAGGUCUGAAAAGAAAA